Mesitornis unicolor (brown roatelo) is the source of this 2367-nucleotide messenger RNA. It is a transcript of the gene BCL11B, whose product is annotated as B-cell CLL/lymphoma 11B (zinc finger protein). Gene Ontology annotation, molecular function: RNA polymerase II cis-regulatory region sequence-specific DNA binding; DNA-binding transcription factor activity. The annotation marks the transcript as partial. The transcript is spliced from 4 exons. Gene Ontology annotation, cellular component: nucleus. Gene Ontology annotation, biological process: positive regulation of transcription by RNA polymerase II. The record is from RefSeq and is a predicted model, not a curated record. Lineage: Eukaryota; Metazoa; Chordata; Aves; Mesitornithiformes; Mesitornithidae.
AUGACCCACGGCAGUCCCAGUUCAUCCCAGAGACUGGUGACCCCUGAAGCUGACCAUGUGGAACCGGCACUCGCCGACGAAGAUGAGAGCCUGGCAAUAGCAGAGCCGGGCGGCAUCAGCAUCACCGCAGGCGGGACAGACCCCGACUUGUUAACCUGUGGACAGUGUCAGAUGAACUUCCCGCUGGGAGACAUCUUGGUUUUUAUAGAGCACAAGAGAAAACAGUGCAAUGGCACUGGUGGUGCCUGCUAUGAAAAGAGCAUGGAUAAGAGCAGCCCUCCCCCCUCCUCACGCGCCGAGCUCAGGAAAGUGUCAGAGCCAGUGGAAAUCGGGAUCCAAGUCACACCCGAUGAAGAAGACCGUCUUCUCACGCCUACAAAAGGAAUUUGCCCCAAGCAGGAGAACAUUGCAGGGCCGUCCAGGCCUGCAAACCUGCCGGGGGCUCCCAUAGCUGCCUCCUCCCACCCUCACACAUCCGUGAUCACGUCACCUCUCCGCGCAAUGGCCUCCCUCCCGCCCUGCCUUAGCCUGCCCUGCUGUGGUGCACGUGCAGUCUCAGUUGGCGGGACUCAGACUGAGAUUCAGACUGAGACGUCAGGCACAUUUGGAUGUCAUUGUCAGUUGUCAGGUAAAGAUGAGCCUUCAAGCUAUAUUUGCACAACAUGCAAGCAGCCUUUUAACAGCGCUUGGUUCUUGCUUCAGCAUGCCCAGAACACACAUGGAUUCCGCAUCUACCUGGAAACGAGCCCUUCCAACAGUUCCCUCACUCCACGCAUCACCAUCCCUCCUCCUCUGGGACCGGAGACUGUUGCACAGUCCCCGCUGAUGAAUUUCCUCGGAGACAACAACCCCUUCAAUCUCUUGCGGAUGACAGGACCCAUCUUGCGUGAACACCCUGGCUUUGGUGAGGGUCGGCUCCCAAACACGCCCCCGCUCUUCAGCCCGCCGCCUCGUCAUCAUCUGGAUCCACAUCGCCUUAGUGCCGAAGAAAUGGGGUUAGUUGCCCAGCAUCCCAGUGCCUUUGACAGAGUUAUGCGUUUAAACCCCAUGGCAAUUGAGUCCCCAGCGAUGGAUUUCUCCAGAAGGCUUCGAGAGCUGGCAGGAAACAGUUCCACCCCUCCGCCAGUCUCGCCCAGUCGCACCAACCCUAUGCAUCGCCUGUUGAAUCCUUUCCAGCCGAGUCCUAAAUCACCUUUUUUGAGCACCCCGCCACUGCCCCCCAUGCCCCCCAGCAGCACUACGCCUCCCCAGCCUCAGGCCAAGAGCAAGUCCUGUGAAUUCUGUGGGAAAACAUUCAAGUUCCAGAGUAACCUUAUCGUGCACCGGCGCAGUCACACAGGAGAAAAGCCCUACAAGUGUCAGCUCUGUGACCACGCUUGCUCCCAGGCCAGCAAGCUAAAACGCCACAUGAAAACACAUAUGCAUAAAGCUGGCUCCAUGACGGGCAGGUCAGACGACGGACUGUCCACCACUAGUUCGCCCGAGCCGGGCACAAGCGAGCUCACUGGAGAGGGACUGAAAUCCAGUGAGGCAGAUUUCAGGAACGAGAGUGAUCCUUCCCUGGGCCAUGACAACGAAGAAGAGGAAGAGGAGGAGGAGGAGGAAGAGGAGCUCGAAAACGAGAGCCGGCCAGAGUCGAGCUUCAGUAUGGACUCGGAGCUGAGUCGCAACCGAGAAAACGGCUCCAAGUCGCUGCCGGACGAGAAAUCCCUCGUCCUGGGAAAAGUAAUUGAGAAUGUAAGUCUAGGUGCCAUCCAGCAAUACAAUGACAUGCUAGCCGAAAAACAGAAGAGGAGUAGCUUCAUGAAAAGGUCUUCUGACCAGCGAGACUUGUGUCCUCGAGACCUCUGUCAGAGAGAUCCAGGUGAUGAAGACUCAGUGGUAGGAGAGCUGGACCGCACCGAGGAAGGGACGGUCAAUGGAAGAAACUUUGGCCCGGGCGAACCCUUCCCAAACUUGUUCCCCCGCAAGCCGACGCCUAUCACGAGCCCCAGUUUAAACAAUUCCUCUAAAAGAAUAAAGGUAGAGAAAGAUUUGGACUUGCCACCAGCAACGAUUAUACCUUCCGAAAACGUUUACUCCCAGUGGCUGGUAGGGUACGCGGCAUCGCGGCACUUCAUGAAGGAUCCGUUCCUCGGAUUCACAGACUCCCGACAAUCCCCCUUCGCGACCUCUUCCGAGCACUCGUCGGAGAACGGGAGCCUGCGUUUCUCCACGCCGCCGGGGGACAUGCUGGACGGGGGGCUCUCAGGGCGCAGCGGCACGGCCAGCGGAGGCAGCACCCCCCACAUCAGCGGUCCCGGCCCCGGGCGACCCAGUUCGAAGGAAGGGCGGAGGAGCGAUACAUGUGAGUACUGUGGCAAGGUC